This is a messenger RNA of Macrobrachium nipponense, 2859 nucleotides long. RefSeq lists its product as uncharacterized. Lineage: Eukaryota; Metazoa; Arthropoda; Malacostraca; Decapoda; Palaemonidae. The transcript has 3 exons. The coding region runs from base 193 to 1689 and encodes 498 amino acids. The record is from RefSeq and is a predicted model, not a curated record.
UCCAAAUCGGAUGUUUUGCUUAUUAUAGCUUGACGUAGAUAUGGCCGGAUGAGGAUGAUGGCUUCUUCUUGUUUUGUAAAACGUGAAAUACGCCAGAAAUCUGGAUUUAGGCUCAGUUGUGGGCUGGUGGCUCGUAGGACCUGUUAGGAAGACCUCCUCUUGGAAUAUGGUGUCCCUGCCCUGAUUUCCGCCAUGUAUUCCAAGCUGGAAUCUAAGAUUCCAAUCCUUCUCUUGGUCUUUUUUCACUGUUGCCAAGGAAUAAUUUUGCCAGUUCCUCCCCAACAUCAGCAACCACCGGACAGAACAUCACUUACUUUGGAAAGGGCCUUCGAGGAGGACCAGCAACCUUUUGUUAGCGAGGAAGACCUUAGCCAAGAGAGGAUGGAAUACCCCCAGCCACCGGGGGAAAAAGAACGUUGGGAGGGUUAUGAAAUCCUGCAGAGUCAGCCUAUACCAGAAGGUGAAGAGGAUGGUGACAUAUCAGAGGAGUUAUUGCAAAUCGACCAGGCAAGUCAGUCGAAAGGAUGGGAUCAAGGUGAAGAUGUCAUUGAUGAUUAUUAUUCAGCUGAUGAUAGGCCUAGUACUACACCUCCGGUGAAAAGCGACGUAACAGGAAACAACCAUGGCUUCCUACAAGAUAGACCUAACGUCGACUCGCAGAGAGACGGUGCAUCUAAAAUCGCCAAUGCAGACGACUGGGGUCGUUCUAGUGAUGAAAAGGGCAAGAUAACUGUAAAGGAAAUGGAAGGAUACUUUCCGUAUGAGAUCAGAGGUAGGGAAGCCUGGGAGACAUUUGAUAAAUAUGGGAAAUCUUCCUUGCAAAAGACGACCACUGACCGGGACACGUGGAACUACGUUAGAGAGAAAAUUGAAGACAUGACUGUCAUGCCUGGGGUUAAAGAUAUUCAGGAAAGAGGCUUCAAAUGGUUUUUCGGAGGCAAGAGCUCCAGAAAGGGGAAGAAGAGGCCCGGAACUGUGUUUCGACGCACCGAGAAGCCGAAGAAAGGGAACCGGAAAGGAAAUGAGGUCGUGAGGAGGAAACCAUCUUCUCCUUUGCAGAACAGACGCGCGACUGCCCAGAAAAUCUGGAACCGGGGACCAAUAAAAUCUGAGGAGAAGAAGAAGAAGAAUGACGAAAAUAGCAGUGAAAUUUCAGAUAACGCAGAAUUUAAGAGCAACGCAAGAGAUAACUGGAAGAAAUGGGAUAAAGGGGUAGUACUGGAUGCUGGAAAAGAGGAUGAUGUACCUGUACUCCAAGACGACAAGGGAGAGGUCUGGAAGGAGUUAGAUGAUGAAGAAAGAAAUGAUGAGGAUACGGAGGAAAGUUUACAAACAGACAUUGACGAUCUAAAAGAUAGCAGGGAAGACGAUGAUGAUGGAAGUAGUUCUGGAAAUGUGAAUGAAUCAUCUGAAAUUCGAGACAGUCCAGAAAAUGCCUGGGGAAAUCUGGAUAAUGAAGUGAGUAAUGAAAUGCCCGCAACUGUGAGCAGUAGGAGAGACGGCUGGAAGAAAUGGGACAGGGGAGCAAAGGAUCCUGGAAAAACAGAUGAUAGACCAGAAUUUCCAGAAGACCAGAAAGAGGCAUGGAAAAAAUGGGACGACAAUGAUGGAGGACCCGACGAUAACAAACAAAAACCUCCAGUUACCCAGUCAUCUCGAAGAGACAGCUGGAAAAAAUGGAUUCACUAGGAAUCUAUUCCUGAUGGAAGAGGGUCUUGGGAGAAAUAGGGUUGAAAAGAAUAUAUAUAUAUAUAUAUAUAUAUAUAUAUAUAUAUAUAUAUAUAUAUAUAUAUAUAUAUAUAUAUAUUAUAUAUAUAUAUAUAUAUAUAUAUAUAUAUAUAUAUAUAUAUAUAUAUAUAUAUAUAUAUAUAUAUAUAUAUAUCUUAGCAGAGCCUCUAAGAGUUCAAAAUGAUCAACAAUGCAAUGAGAGAGAGAAUGAUAAGAGGAAGCCACUGCAACGGUUGAUGGCUGAGGAGAUGUAUCUGCGCGAAGGAAAAUAGUGGUCAGAUAUUGUUAAAACUGUCAACGAAACUUUGGAGCUGUCGAUAAAAUAUAUCAGUAUACACAAUAAGUAAUUAAUAACAUUUGAAGAACGAGUUCUCUCUAUUCGUCAUCUUUGCUCAUUUAUAAUUCAAUGUCACUAGGAUGCAUUCUUGCACAGUUAUUUACCGCAAGACUCAAAGUCCCAGAGAUCUGGUGAACACCCGACCCAGUGAUUAGGUUAGGUUAUGAUGGACUGUUGAAAUAUGGGUAUUCGAGUGUAUUUUCACAGUUUUUAACGGUUUUAUAAUGAUUUUUUUUCCUCUUUGCCGGAAUCUAUUGACUUUGCUGCAUUAUUGGCGUGUGUGAAGGGUGGUAUAGCAAAACACAGAAAGAGGUGGUUUGCCAACGAAAUAAAAACUAUUCGAAAAAAAACAGUAGGAAAAAAUUGUUUCUUUGGCUAAAAAAAAAAAAAAAACUGCCGUGUGUACUUACAUAUAUUAAUUUUAUUUGUCAAAAUCACUUUCGUGUGUACUUUGUCAUAUUAAUUUCAUUGGCAAAACCACUGCCGUGUAUACGUAGACAUGUUCAUUUCUUUGGCAAAACUCUGUCAUGUGUACAGACAUUUUAUUGGUGUCUAAAGAGAGAAUACAAGAUAUCAGACGCUAUCUGAUAAAUCCAAACAAUCUAUCAGCAAAUUUUUUAUACCAACUAUACUGUAAGAGGAUUAUUUUUUGUUGAUUUCGCCAAUCUGAGAAUCCAUAAAUAAAAUCACUUUAUAAAAAGAAAUAUUUGCAUUUAUAUUCUUCAAAUUUGCAAUAUGUCCUUAGUAUAUGGAGCAGUAAUGUAAUGAGAAUAAAAAUUGGAUGAGGAACCCAA